CACCACUCCUCCGUCAUACUCCACGGCCAUGAUGGUGGUCUGACACACGACAACAAACAAACAGAUGACGGUUCAUAACUUGUACAUAUUUGACCGCAAUGGAAACUGUUUGUAUUACAACGAGUGGAACCGCAAGAAGCAGGCGGGCAUCUCCAAGGAGGAGGAGUUCAAGCUGAUGUACGGGAUGCUCUUCUCCAUCCGCUCCUUCGUCAGCAAGAUGUCUCCUCUGGACAUGAAGGAGGGGUUCCUGUCCUUUCAGACCAGUAAGUAUCGUCUUCAUUACUACGAGACACCGAGCGGCCUGAAGUUCGUCUUGAACACCGACCUGUCAGUGACCAACGCCAGGGACACACUGCAGCACAUUUACAGCAAUGUGAGACACACACAUACACACACACACACACACCUAUGAGGGGGUUCAUCUAUAGAACCAGCAGGCUGAACUGCAGCUUUUCGUUGAAUUAUGUGAAAUUUAAUCUGUUUUCUCAAAGAAUCUUUUAAGAGUUGAAGUUGGAAAAAGAGAG
This is a messenger RNA of Pundamilia nyererei, 524 nucleotides long. RefSeq names its product trafficking protein particle complex subunit 1 (gene trappc1). Bases 65 to 412 code for a protein of 115 amino acids. Gene Ontology annotation, cellular component: TRAPP complex. Gene Ontology annotation, biological process: endoplasmic reticulum to Golgi vesicle-mediated transport. NCBI's taxonomy places the organism in Eukaryota, Metazoa, Chordata, Actinopteri, Cichliformes, Cichlidae. The record is from RefSeq and is a predicted model, not a curated record. The transcript has 4 exons.